AUGCACACGCAGGACUCACAACGGCUGGAUGACCAGUAUCUGCAAUAUCUCCACUCGCUAGACGACGAAGAGCUUCUUAAACAUAUAAAGACUCUUCUGCAGGGAAUUACUGAAAAUGAAAGGCAACUUCCUGCUGCUCAAUCAACACCCUCUGGGCCCAAAAUCAGGUCUCAGGUCUCAAAUGCAAGCUCAGAUCCAUUCGACGAUGGCCUAGAUAACGUUCUUCAAGACAUAAGUGUUCCAGCUCCUUCUCCGGUUCCGAAUCCGGCUCCGAAUGGUGUUCACAGAAACACAGUUCAUUCUUCGCCCACCAAAGGCGAUAACGAAGUCGAAGCAUCAGCAGCCAUUGCUGCUUCUCUUGAGAGUGACAGUCUGUCAAGCGAAGAGGAAAAAUACAAACCAAGUGAAUUCGGUGAUUACGGAUCGUACUUUCAAAAGAAGAGAAUAAAACAGCAAGAAACGGAUGAAGCCUACGUCAAGUGGGAUAGAGAGCGGCGGAAAAUACAAGGUGAAGAGAGCUUCAACUCGGAAAUCUUCAAGGGAUGUGCUGUGCAUGUCAAUGGACACACUGAACCACUGAUGGCUGAAAUCCACCGACUAGUAAUUAUUCAUGGUGGAACAUUUAUUGGGUAUCUUUUGAACAAGGGAGUUGCAACACACAUAGUUUGUGACAGAUUGACACCUCGAAAACGAAUCAUGUUCAAAAACUACAGGGUGGUCAAAGCUCAAUGGAUCGUGGACUGCGUAGCAAAGGGCCAGCUCCUUCCCUGGGAGGACUAUAGGCUUAUUGACAAUGUUGCGUAUGAUCAAAGCCGACUCUCGUUUGCAAAGGUGAUCCGAGAGGAAGAGAAAGUGGAAGAGAAAGAGGAAGAGAGCAAGAAUGACAAAGACGAUGCCGAAGAAGAUAAGUUUGAGGAAGAGGCUGAGGAGUUUGAGGAUGAACCCAGUCCUCUAGAACUGCAAAAAGAACAAGACAUGCAAGAAGCAUCACAGGAAAGUCGCAAAGAGUACAUCACUUAUAUCAACGAACGUCAGAGGAGCGAUCAGAAAACAACCUUUGAUGCCAAACAUCCGGAUUUCAUUGAGCAUUUCUUCUCGAACUCACGGCUUCAUCACCUCAGCAGCUGGAAAGCAGACUUGAGACGUCAAUUUCUAAGGCGUAUAAUUGGAACAAAGCAAUUUACGGAACACAAGGGUGUAAAAACUGGCAAAAGCGUUAUACUUCAUGUGGAUUUUGAUUCAUUUUUUGUCACAGCCUCCUGCUUGAGCCAUCCAAAUCUUGACAUAAAGAAGCAGCCCAUAGCUGUUAGUCAUGGAACCAAGACCUCAGAUGUGGCCAGUUGUAAUUAUGUUGCAAGACUGUUUGGCAUUAGAAAUGGUGAAUGGGUAGGUCGGGCGAUGAAAAAGUGUCCCGAAUUGAUUGUGAUAGAAUAUGAUUUCGAUGCUUAUGAGCGAUGUUCCAAAGAACUAUACAAUUUUUUGAUUGACUCCAAGAUUUUCGAUUCUGUGUUUCCUGUGCUGAUUGACGAGGUGUUGCUCGAUGCUACAACUUAUUGCUCUAAUUCGUUCAGUGACAGCACUUUUGAACAACGAGUCCACGACCUAAGCAAAAUGAUCCGAGAGAGAGUCUAUGAGUUGACACUGUGCCCAGUCAGUGUGGGUGCAUCGUAUAACGUUCUUCUUGCAAAACUUGCACUUCGAAAAGCAAAACCAGAUGGUCAAUUUCAGCUCUUUGAUAAUGUGGAGCAGUUCUUAACUGACAUCAAGGUCAAUGAUCUACCUGGCGUUGGCUAUAGUCACUCGGAAAAGUUGCAAGAAAUAAUGAAUACCUCUAGUAUUCCUACUGCCGGAGAAGUCAGACAGCUCUCACUCACGAAACUUAUCAAUGUUCUCGGAGAAAAGACAGGCCAAAAGCUUUACAAUUAUGCAAGAGGAAUCGAUCUGACAUCAAUAAAUAUCGACUUGACCAACAAAGAAGCAGUUUUAGGCCGCAAGUCCGUAUCUGUUGAUGUCAACUAUGGUAUUCGGUUUGAUACCGUUUUACAGCUUGAUGAUUUCUUCAUGAGACUUGCUAAAGAAUUGUACAAAAGGCUAAUAUCGCUAGGCAUCUGUGGAUCACAAGUAACUCUCAAACUAGCCAAGAGAGCCGCUGGUGCUCCAGUAAACCCGCCAAAAUACCUUGGUAUGGGUCGGUGUGAUUUUGUUAGCAAAUCUUCAAGACUUGGUAUCCCCACUAAUGACUGGGGUGUUGUUGGUUCAGAACUCAAAUCAUUGUACAGAAUGUCUCAAGUCCCUGUUCAAGAUUUGCGUGGCAUCGCUGUAACUAUGACAAGACUUGAAGACGUGGACUCCUUGGCCAAAUCGAAGCAAGCUCAACUACCAUUUUACCGCUCAUCUGAUGGACCUGUUGAGAAACAGAAAACACCUGUACGCAAACAAAGUAAGGAAACCAAAGUAAGUAGGGAAGAUGUGGCUAAUUUGGGAAUAGACUGGGAUGUCUUGCAAGAGCUACCUCCAGAAAUUCGAACCGAAAUUGAAAGCGAGUUGAAUCGUCGAAAUCUAGGGUCCAGCAGGUUAAAUAAAGCUCGAGGAAAGGCAUAUCUCCAGCAGCUUUUCCCUUCACAAGCUGGAGCACCGGCACCAUAUAUUCGGACUGUUGAAGCCAAGAGUUCUCCUAAGAAACGAAAAACUGCCUCCAAAUCACCACUGCCUCAGAAACCUCGAGAACCUGUCGUGUUCAGCGAGAACAGCUCGUAUGAUAUGUCGGUUCUUGACCAACUUCCACUGUCUUUACAAGAGGAAAUCAAGAGGGACAUUGAGUAUAAGAAAAAGAUCAAGAAAUACGACACCACGUCGAUGAGAGACAAGCUCAUGAACGUCAAAAGACUGAUAGUAAAAAGCAUAGACGAUGAAUGGCUCUCUACAAGAGCGUCAUUGAGCACUUUGCCCAAGUUUCAAGGUGAAACCUUAUCGGUUCGUACCAUCAUGAUCAAGAUCAAAGAAUGGAUUGAGAUGUCGUUGGAACAACAAGGUCCACACCGCGAUGAUGUGGAACUAUUCAUGACAUUCUACAAGGAUCUUUUGGCACAAAACGAUAUCUUUAGGUGUCUUUCAAUUGUGAAACACAUCAAGCUUCAACUAAUUAAGCAUCAGGCAAAAGUGAACUACGAACCCAAUGACUUUGUCGAAAUAGGAUUGAACGAAUGGAAGCUGAUACUACAAGACAAGAUAAUCGCUGCAUUUAAAAGCCAUUGCGAGCACAAUAACCUCAAAGUAGAUAACGAGUAUGUAACAUGA
Messenger RNA from Meyerozyma guilliermondii ATCC 6260, 3297 nucleotides. Its product is annotated as deoxycytidyl transferase. The record is from RefSeq and is a predicted model, not a curated record. The coding region runs from base 1 to 3297 and encodes 1098 amino acids. Gene Ontology annotation, biological process: error-prone translesion synthesis; error-free translesion synthesis. The transcript has a single exon. Gene Ontology annotation, cellular component: nucleus. NCBI's taxonomy places the organism in Eukaryota, Fungi, Ascomycota, Pichiomycetes, Serinales, Debaryomycetaceae. Gene Ontology annotation, molecular function: damaged DNA binding; DNA-directed DNA polymerase activity; deoxycytidyl transferase activity.